AUGGAUACCUCCUCCAACGUCCUCCAUGUAGUGGCGGUGCCUUAUCCUGGUAGAGGCCACAUCAACCCCAUGACCAACCUCUGCAAAUUACUAGCUUCCAGGAAAAACGACAUUCAAAUCACCGUCGUCGUCACCGAAGAGUGGCUUGGCUUCAUAGGCUCCAAUCCGAAACCCAAUAACAUCAGCUUCCGUACCAUACCCAACGUCCUUCCCUCUGAGCUAGUUCGUGGCGCCAACUAUCCCGCCUUCUACGAAGCCGUGAUGACGAAGAUGGAAGCUCCGUUCGAAAAGCUACUAGAUCAAAUUCAUCCUCCGGUGACCGCCAUUAUAGCCGACAUCGAGCUUCUCUGGGCAGUUCCCGCAGGCCGCUGGAGAAAUAUUCCGGUGGCUUCGCUUUCCACACUGUCGGCGUCGGUUUUUCAUCCCCUCUUCCGAAAUAGGGAGCUGAAUUUAUUAGAUUGUGGAGAUCAAAUACCAGGGGUUUCUUUUACUGAUUUAGCAGACCUUGGAGAAGUGUUCAAGGGAAACGACCCAAAAGUCAUUAAGCUUGCUCUGGAGUGCAUUUCAUGGGUUCCAAAAGCACAGUAUCUUCUGUUUACUUCCGUUUAUGAGCUGGAACGUCAAAUCUUUGACUCUUUACAAGCAGAAUUCCCAUUCCCUGUGUACCCAAUUGGUCCCGCCAUACCUUAUCUAGAGCUUGAACACAAUUGCUCUGUAUCAGCUGCAGACAAUAGCAUUGACUAUCUGAAAUGGCUUGAUUCUCAGCCGAAAGGCUCUGUCUUGUACAUCUCGUUGGGCAGUUUUCUUUCAGUUUCGAGCACCCAAAUGGACGAAAUUGCAGCAGGGCUGAGGAAUAGCGGGAUUCGGUACUUGUGGGUUGCUAGGGGGGAGGCUUCUCGGUUGAAAGAGAGCUGCAAUGGUGAAAUGGGGUUGGUGGUGUCUUGGUGUGAGCAACUGAAAGUGUUGUGCCAUUCUUCUGUUGGUGGUUUUUGGACUCAUUGUGGGUGGAACUCCACUCUGGAAGCUGUUUUCGCUGGUGUUCCAAUGCUUACUUUCCCUCUGUUCCUUGAUCAACUGCCCAACAGCAGGCAAAUUGUUGAAGAAUGGAGGAUUGGCGGGAGGGUUAAGACAGAGGUACAAGAUGAGAAAUUGAUGACAAGGGAAGAAAUUGCUGAGCUCGUGAAGAGAUUUAUGGAUCUUGAAAACAGUGAUGGAAAAGAAAUGCGGAAAAGAGCAAAAGAACGCAGUGAUUUGUGUCAUCAAGCAAUUGCAAAAGGGGGUUCAUCUGAUACAAACCUUGAUAAUUUUAUCAGGGAUAUAGGCAAAGCUGCAACCUUCUAG
Molecule: messenger RNA, 1341 nt
Organism: Prunus armeniaca (apricot)
Lineage: Eukaryota; Viridiplantae; Streptophyta; Magnoliopsida; Rosales; Rosaceae
Source: the annotation of a GenBank genome assembly